Molecule: messenger RNA, 2555 nt
Organism: Ictidomys tridecemlineatus (thirteen-lined ground squirrel)
Lineage: Eukaryota; Metazoa; Chordata; Mammalia; Rodentia; Sciuridae
Gene: Klrk1
Product: killer cell lectin like receptor K1
Biological process (GO): positive regulation of natural killer cell mediated cytotoxicity
Cellular component (GO): external side of plasma membrane
Molecular function (GO): signaling receptor activity
Source: RefSeq, a predicted model, not a curated record
CUGUGUGAGAGGAGUUUGGACUCCCUGAAGUAGACAUACAAUUAUCAUCAUAAAAUGGGACUGAUUCGUGAUCGGAGGUGUCAUCACAGCUCGGAGAUGACUGAAUGCCACAAUUAUAACUUUCGACUGGCAAAGUGUCACACUUCUAAAAGAUGUCAAAAGCAAAGAUCUACUCUAAUAACAGGCAAAUGUAGACAAAAAUUAUCUCCAUUUUUUCUUGGUCGUUUCAUCGCCAUUUCGAUGGCGAUACGCUUCGUUGUUAUGAUGGCGAUAUGGACUGUCAUAUUCGUAAACUCAUUUCACAACCAAGAAGUUUCAAUUCCUUCAAAUGAAGGAUACUGUGGCCCAUGCCCUAAAAAUUGGUUAUGUUAUAGAAACCACUGCUACCAAUUUUUUAAUGAGAGCAAAACUUGGUACCAGAGCCAAGCUUCUUGUAUGUCUCAAAAUUCCAGCCUCCUGAAGAUAUACAGUAGAGUGGAACAGGAUUUCUUCAAAUUGGUGAAGUCAUAUCAUUGGAUAGGACUCAUACAAAUUCCAACAAAUGGAUCCUGGCAGUGGGAAGAUGGCUCCGUUCUCUUGCCCAACCAACUAACACUGGUGGAAAUGCAGAAUGGAACCUGCAUUGUCUAUGGCUCAAGCUUUAAAGGCUACACAGAAAACUGUUCAGCCCUGAACACAUACAUCUGCAUGCAAAGGAUUGGGUAGUCUCAAUCAACCAUCCCAACACAAAACAGGAACAGAGAAGGGAUUGCACCGGCAGGAACAAUGCUAUGUGGCUGAAGGAAACAAACAAUGGAACAAACACAGGAAAAACAUACACCUCCUGAGCUCUCCAGAAUAGGACCACAGAACUAUUCUGCAUCUAGUAUUCUGUAAGACAAAGGAAGGCAAUUCAGAAAUCAUCAAGUCCACCUCUACCAUGGCCCAGACUGCACAGGAUGGAGUUGGGUUCAGCCUCGAUGAAAAAGAAUGGAACUAAUCCAGGAAAGUGGUGAGGAAAAAGUAGCCCUAUAAAUCACUGGUGGUACAUCUAGCAGAGAAAACUGCUCCAUGGGUGGGCAGUGCUGUGCCCAGCUGUGGGGGUAAUGUUGCCAUCCAAAUCAGUUAAGAAGGCAGGACUGCUGCCCCCGUGGGCCUGGAGGCAGAACAGAAAGCCAGAGAGGUUUAUUCUUGGAACUUAAGAUCUCGUGGAGUUUGCCUACCUAGGUUUUGGACUUGCUUGGAGCCCAUCAUCCUUUCUUUUUCUUUGACAUUUCCUCCUUUUGGGGUGGCAGCCUAUCCAGUGCCAAUCCCAACCUUGCACUUUGAAAGCACAUAAUUUAUUGUAUUUCAUGAGUUCACAGCUGGGGAAGAACGUUGCCUGUCCCACCCAACAAUAUUUUGGGUGGGACAGGCAACAUUUGGAUAAAUAUUAACUAUUUAGGUAAUACAUAGAUGAGACUUCAGGCUUUAGAUUUUAGGGUUAGUGCUAGAAGGAGUAAAGCCUUUUGGGGUUGUUGGGAUGGAAUGAGUGUAUUCUGCAUGUGAGACGGACAUGAACCUUUCAGAGGCCCAGGGUAGACUAAAUGUUUGUGUACCUCCAAACUUCAAACUUGAAACUAUAACACCCUCCAAAUUAUAAUAGAAGGCAGGCCUUUGGAAGGAAAUUUGUGUCAUAAGUGUUAAACCCUGGUGAGUAGGAUUAAUGCUUUUAAUAAAAGACCCCAGAAACCUCUCUAAUCUUUCUUACAUCACAAGAGGAUACAAGGAGAAUUUGAGUCUACACCUGCAGGAGGAUCUUCAGCAGAGCUCAACCAUGCUGGCAUAACUCACCCAGUCGAUAAAGCUAAGAACAGAGGGGAAGAUAGCUGGGCAUUCGUUAUCACUGAAAAUAACAGAAAAUGAUUGAUAAUGUUGUUGCAUAAUAUAGUGUUACUUGGGGAAAGCAUUACUAAACCAGCAGGCAGGUAAAAUGUAUUAAAUAUCAAAAUUGAAUAAAAAUGAAAAUCACAACUGAAAAGCAACCACAGAAACUGGCUUUUAUUCUGAGAGUUUAUAAUAAACUUUGGGACUGUUAGUUUCUGUUUUAAUGGUUGUCAUGGAGCUUGGAAAUACAAGACAAAGUUUAGUGGUCAUCUAACCUGAGUGUGAAAUGCAAUUUCUCUUUCUAAAACUGAGAUCCCCCAAAUGUUUCAAACUCCUACAAGAAAUAAGAAAUAAAACUUAUACUUCAGAAAAUAGAAAGAGAGAUUCUUGCUAGUCUUGAUCUUUGAAAAGAUGGAGGAGAAAAUGAAAACUUCCCAUGAAACAUUUGUACCCACAGAUAAACCCUCGUUUAUAUUUACAGCCCACGUCUGGCUAACAGUGAAGUCCAAAACUAUGGCAGUGAAAUAAUUUAUUUGAAGUAGUUCAAGGUUAUUAAUAAUAGCCUUACUAACAGUUCCAAUAUUGUCUGAAGGAAAAUAAUCUCAACCAGUUCUCAAGAACUUUGGCAAUCUUCCAAAUUUCUCGAACACAAAGAUAAAAUUACAAAAAGUAGAUACUAAAGGAUGGGAGGGUGGCAUGGGGAUGUGGCU